Molecule: messenger RNA, 977 nt
Organism: Cucurbita pepo subsp. pepo (vegetable marrow)
Lineage: Eukaryota; Viridiplantae; Streptophyta; Magnoliopsida; Cucurbitales; Cucurbitaceae
Product: pathogen-associated molecular patterns-induced protein A70
Source: RefSeq, a predicted model, not a curated record
UCCAACCGACCAAGUUUAUUUUCCAUACUACAAAUUUUAAGAGGCUCUCCUAUUCUCUCCCAACUCCACCGUCAACUCUCCAGCGCCGUCGUUGCCGCCACCGCUUUACCGGCAUGUGGACUUCCAUAACCACUUGGUUUACUCCCUCCUCCCUUUUCAUCCUCGUCAACGCCGUCAUCGCCACCAUCGCCAUCACCUCCCGUUUCACCGACGACAAAUCCCACCAUCUCCACGGCGGCCCUGUCCUCCUCCGCCCCCCUUCUUUCCUAGAAAGAGUCCGGUCCUUCAACUUCUCCCCCUACAACUACGACCACAAUCCGGACCCGGUUUCGGGUCCGGGUCCGACGAUGUUGGAGCGGCUCAAAUCCAUAACCCUCAACAGAUCCGAUUCAGUUCGUGAACCGGAAACUGCACCGCCGCCGGCAGAACAGAGUCCAGAGAAGACCCAUCACGACCAUUCCAUCAGUCGGAGCAAAUCCGAAACCCAAACCCAAACCCAAACCCAAACUCCAGCGACAAGCUUACGGCGGCGGUUGCAGAAAUCGCUGAGCGAGAAACUACCGUGGGCGUCGUUCACAACGGCACAGAGCGAAACAGGGGAACUAGUCAGCGAAAUUGAACGGCGGCGUCCGGCGACGGCGAGAGCGGAGAUUGGAGAACCAGAAACGCAGGAAGACGGCGGCGACGACGACGACAAGGAGGUGGAUGUUAGAGCUGACGAUUUCAUCAACAAAUUCAAACAGCAGCUGAAGUUGCAGAGGCUAGAAUCUCUGCUGCGUUACAGAGACAUGGUGAAGGGCGAAAAAUAAAAAAAGGGUCCUCCUUUGUCUUCUUCCUUUCGCCUACAAUCUCUGGUUUAGUACCUUUCUCGUUUGUAUGGAACAUAUCCGCCAUUAAUGGCGGACAUAAGCUCUGUUGAAUGAAUAAUCUCUGUUUUCUAGACGAAAAUUAGUGAAAUCAUGGCCUUACAUUCUCAA